Messenger RNA from Helianthus annuus (common sunflower), 1523 nucleotides. Its product is annotated as cell division cycle-associated protein 7. Gene Ontology annotation, cellular component: nucleus. Bases 76 to 1341 code for a protein of 421 amino acids. Gene Ontology annotation, biological process: regulation of DNA-templated transcription. Lineage: Eukaryota; Viridiplantae; Streptophyta; Magnoliopsida; Asterales; Asteraceae. The record is from RefSeq and is a predicted model, not a curated record. The transcript is spliced from 5 exons.
ACCGUUGGCACCUCAACUCGCUCGCCAUUGUCACACAACAAACACUCGUUGAGAGAGAGUCAAGAACCUUCAACGAUGGUGACGAUGAACAACAACAACAUUCAAGAAACAACCCCAACUGCUUCUUCUGAUUACGAGAAAUGCAGAGAAGAAAGAAUCAAAGAAAACCUUGAAAGAAUGCAGAAGCUGGGGAUUUAUGAUCUGUCACUUAAGAUGAAAUCUGUUAAGCCCAAUAGCUACAGGAAGAACAAUAAACUGUUGUCGAAUAAUCAGAUCAAAACCCCUGAUAAUCGGUGUAUUCCCCCUUUGCCUUCCUCUGUUCCCACUAGAAGAUCCUCCAGACUGCAGAGUACACCAGCAGUUAGCUAUGCGGAGGUAGACGUGUCAAAACCGGGUAAAAAUGUGGACGACUUGUUGAUGUCAAAGAACCCUAGGCCCGAGGUUUACACAGAAGAGCAUGAAAAGCUGUUGGGUGAGGCUAAAACCGAGUGGACUCUGUUUGUUGACGGAUACGGGAAAGAUGGUAAGAGAAUCUAUGAUCAAGUCAGAGGAAAAACUUGUCACCAAUGCAGGCAGAAAACGCUCGGUCAUCGCACCCACUGCAUCCAGUGCAACCUUGUUCAAGGCCAGUUUUGUGGAGAUUGUUUGUAUAUGAGAUAUGGGGAGAAUGUACUUGAAGCAAAGCAAAAUCCUGAUUGGAUUUGUCCUGUCUGUCGGGGAAUUUGUAACUGCAGUUUGUGCCGCCAGGCCAAAGGCUGGGCUGCCACUGGUAUGCUUUAUAGGAAGAUUUCAAGUCAGGGGUACAAGUCAGUUGCGCAUUAUCUGAUCCAAACGCGUCGAUCUGACCCAAAUAUAGAGACGAACGAGAAGAGCGAUACACAGGUUUGUGCUAAAAGGUCACUACCCUUUUCAAAGGAGGAAGGAGUGGCUGAAGGCGUCGCUGAAAAAAGUGAAAAUGUCGAGUUAAAAGAGAAGAAUCCAGAGGAAGAAGUCAACAAUGAGAAACCGCCUGAAUUACAAUCAACAGACAAAUCUGAAGCCAUUUUGGCCAAAAAUGAAAGUUUCGAGUCAAACGAUAAGAAUCUUGAGGCGGAAGUCAACUCUGAUGAGAAACCGCCUGAAUUGCAAUCAUCAGACAAAUCUGAAACAGAAGUUAAUGAAGGUGAAAAUGAAAAGUCAGAGUUGACAAAUGGUGAAGAUAAAGUCAACAACACAAUUGAGGAGGUCAAAACCGUUGUUCUUACACCAGAAACAAAGCCGGGGUCACGAAAGAAACGUUGUAGCAUCGUGUUAGGGGAUAGCAUUGCUGGAAGACUCAGGUCUAGGCGUGCACGCGCUUGAAAUCUGUUCUAUCGUAUGUAAUUUUCUUGGAGGGACUAUACUAGCCGUUUCGUGAGUUUUCUGCAACAUUUUGUUUCACCUUUGGCCCUUUUCAUGUAAUUUAGCAUAUCUGGCAUUUUGUUUCAUAUAUGGCAUAAUUAAACAUGGGCGUGAGUUUUUGAGAUAUCAAAACUUUUUAUGGA